This is a messenger RNA of Paramisgurnus dabryanus, 1069 nucleotides long. It is a transcript of the gene her2, whose product is annotated as hairy-related 2. Gene Ontology annotation, molecular function: protein dimerization activity; DNA binding. Gene Ontology annotation, biological process: regulation of DNA-templated transcription. The record is from RefSeq and is a predicted model, not a curated record. NCBI's taxonomy places the organism in Eukaryota, Metazoa, Chordata, Actinopteri, Cypriniformes, Cobitidae.
CAGCAGACAAACUUUUAGUCAGGAUGGCUCCCACUGUUUACAAGCCUGAGACUGGAACGAAAAAAACUAAUUUGAGAAAGCCAGCUGUGGAGAAGUUGCGCAGAGAUCGUAUCAACAAAUGCAUUGAACAACUUAAAGCUCUUCUCAAGACUGAAAUAAAAGCCAACCAGCCCUGUUGUAAACUGGAGAAGGCUGAUGUCUUGGAAAUGGCUGUCAUCUACCUGAAGAAGUCCACGCAGCAAGAUCCUGACGCACACGCGCAAAGCUACGCGGACGGGUUCUCCAGGUGCUUACAGGAGACGGCACGGUUUCUGUCUGUUCACAACCAGCUCCAGAUAACCAAACCCGCGUUAACGGAGCACUUUGACAGGACCCAGCAACCCAAAACCAGCGCAAAAGUUGUUUGCGCGUCUGCGCCCAAAGACAGCUGUCAUGUCAUCUCCAAACGCGCAGGAGCGCAGGCGCUGUGGAGACCUUGGUGAUCUCCAUAUAGCGACUUUAUAAAGAUACAUAGAGAACGAUUGUGUUCUCUAUUUUAGUAGAACAUAUUGUUUCAUUAAUGUAUGUUAAAGUAGACAGCAUCUGUCUUGACGCAUAGAAUGUACCAGUCUACCCCAUGUCUAAUUCUGAAGAGCACAUAUCUACUGCUUUACUUCACCUGUGUGAAGAUUAUUAUUAAUAUUUACAUAUUGUAAAAAUGAGGACUUUGUCACCUCUGUAUGUUUUUGUUUAAAAUGAGGACUGUCACCUCGUUAUGUUUCUGUUAAACAUGUGUUAUAAAGAUUUAUAUUAAUCUGUUUAUUUGAUCUAUCAUAUUGAUAGAAUAUGUAAAGGUUUCUUGUUUUUUAAGAAAUAAAUUCAAAUGAAACAUUUCUGUUUUACAUUCGUUUCUGUUCUUGAUCAUGAGAUCAUCAUUAAAAUCAUAAUGCUAGUUUUUUUUUUUUUUUUUAAACCUUUAAAUGCCAUAUUUUUGCUGGGGUGAUAAAUUAAAUACACUUAUAGUUUCAGCUGUUGAAAGUUUCCUUGUGAAAAAUAAGUAACUUUUAUUUUGUUAACUUAAUAAUGAAAU